AUGAACAAAGGAGUAGAGGGAAAUCAAAUCCAACAUGGUGAAGAAGAGUACUCUUAUAUCAGUGCUGGUGGAGGAGUAAUCAUUACAUUGGCCAUUGUUUUAAUACAGUAUCUCUCGAUUAUCAUCUAUUUGAUGAUGUGUAUAUUUAUGUCUAUAGCCACUUAUAUGGGUUGUCAUCGUGGUCCAUUUGGAAAACAUCCACAUAUUAUAAGAUUUGGAUUUUUACCAGGAUUAUUGGGAUCAGAAUUAUGUUUACAUUUAAUAAUAUUGGUUGGAUCAGUAUCAUUAUUACUUUGGAAAUUUAAUUUAUUUAUUUAUUUUAUUCCAAGGGUUGGAUUAUUGGCACUUUAUCUUCCAAGUAGUUUCUUCCUUUUGAUAACUUAUUUUUCCGGAUUCAAAACUAGAAAAGUUGCUCAAAAUGUAUUAAAUACUUUUUGUGGUACUACUUCUUCCUCUUCAUCUCCAUCUUUAUCAUCAUCUGCAUCAUCAUUGGACAUUAAAAAAAAAUAUGAAUAUCAACCAUCAAACAAAUUAUCCGCAGUCAUCCACAUUAUUCGAAGUGCUCAAAGAGAGGCAUUUUCACUGGUAGAGUCGUUCCUUUUACAAUUUAGAAAACACAAGAAAAAAGACGAGGAUCAUUCAAGUCACGUCCCCAAUCCAAAUCCAUGGUCCAUUUCAUUUUGGCUCAAGAUGUUGAUUCCACUACCCCAUCCACAUUAUCCCAACGUUAGUCGUAUCCGUCAUAUUCCAUAUGGUGAAGAAGCCUACCAAAAGGUUGAUGUCUACUUUCACAAUACCUUCCCAACCAACAGACCUAUUCUUGUACAUAUUCAUGGUGGCGGUUGGAGAGAGGGAGGAGGUAAGAGAAACACUUGCAGUCUGCCACUCAUCUACCAAAUGGCCAACCAAAAGUGGAUAGUUUUCUCGGUUGGCUACCGUCUUGCACCAAACCAUCGUUUCCCAACCCACAUCAACGACGUCAAGAGAGCCAUCACAUGGGUGCGUGAAAAUGCCGUUCACUAUGGAGGUGACAUUGACUGUAUGUUUCUUGCUGGCGGUAGUGCAGGUGGUCACUUGGCGACUCUAGUUGCCUUGACCGAUGGAAUUGAAUUUAAAGAUUUUAAAUCUUCAAUCCCUUCCAAACCAAUGUCUCCCGACCUAUUCAACUUUGGUCCAGAUGGAGCUGAUCUCCCCUCCUCGACAGAGACUACUACUGACCAACAACCAAAACCUCUAGAGGAAGAGUUGGAAGAAAAUAUAAAUAUCAAUAUGAAUAGUUUAAAUAUGGAAGCAAAGACCAAGAAACAGUAUCCACCAUUUAGAGGAUGUGUUUCAUUGUAUGGUGUAUAUGAUUUUACUAAUCGACACAAUCAGUGGCCAUUUGAUUUGGUUACUUAUUUGGGCAUGAUGAUUAUGCGUAAUACCUAUGACCAAGAACCACACAUCUAUUCCAUGGGCUCGCCAUACGACCAAGUCAAAGAGACCUCCAACACACCAUUCUUUUUUAUUCAUGGUGAUAUGGAUGAAUUGGUUCCAAUCGAAGAGUCAAUACACUUGAUGAACAAAAUGAAGCAAGUCGUCAACAAACCAAACAUCACUUGGAUGGAAGUACCCGGUGGUCACCAUGCCUUUGAUCUCGUCUUUAGUCCUCGUACCAUAUUUGCAGUUCAUGGAGUCUAUAGAUUCCUAAACAAACUUUAUCGUCAACAUGUUUCCGACAAACUUUUGGAAAGAAGACAAUCCAAACAACGUUCAAAAUUAUCUGACAACAAUAGUAAUAAUAAUGGUCUGCACAUCAACAGUAUCAACAAUAGUAAUAUUACAACAAAUAUUUUACCAACUUUAAAUUUAAAUUCACCAAUUGUUUCAAGUCAUUUCGAACCACCAAUACCACUUCCAAUUCCAAUUUUGACAAAACAAUAA
Molecule: messenger RNA, 1923 nt
Organism: Cavenderia fasciculata
Lineage: Eukaryota; Evosea; Eumycetozoa; Acytosteliales; Cavenderiaceae
Product: esterase/lipase
Exons: 2
Coding region: 1-1923 (640 amino acids)
Source: RefSeq, a predicted model, not a curated record